Molecule: messenger RNA, 4459 nt
Organism: Xiphophorus couchianus (Monterrey platyfish)
Lineage: Eukaryota; Metazoa; Chordata; Actinopteri; Cyprinodontiformes; Poeciliidae
Product: erythrocyte band 7 integral membrane protein
Exons: 7
Coding region: 1653-2492 (279 amino acids)
Cellular component (GO): plasma membrane
Source: RefSeq, a predicted model, not a curated record
GGUAUUUGCGUUGAAGCUGCUUCUCCCAGCGCCCGCCACACAUUGAACCGUUUAUCCCCGCGUUUCUCCUCCGUCGCUCUGAGUUAUUAUGGACAACCAAGGUGUUUCGAUGAAAGAGUCCAAAAGAAGAGAGCGCCAGUCCGCUGUGAGGAUGGAGAGAAAGAAGAGAGGAAGAGAAGAAUCAGGACAGACAGGGGAAGGCAACAGGUUGGUCUAAAAUUAGGCGUUAGUGUGGGAACAGCAGAUUAAUAAUUUAUCAAAUAUUAUUUAUUUUUUAAAGGUCCAUUAGCAUGAUUUGUAAUUUGUUCAAAUCUAUUAAAUAAUCAUUGUUUGACCAUAUGACUUAGCAGAAAAUAUAUAGAGCUACUGUUACAUUUUAUUAAUUUAUAAAAUGUUUUUGUUUUUUAUGGAGCUGAUCACCCACAGUAACAUCAAAUAAAAAUAUGUAAAAAAUCAUUAAUAAAAAUCAUAACUUCUUAUGAUUAAGUCAGAUUUAUACACCUUAAAUCACUUAGCUGAGUGUGGAAUAACUUUUGUUUGUCUUAAUCUGAUCUGAGAAGACGUCACAGGUGAGCCUAAAAAUUCAGGAAUUACGUCUUUUGGAAUAAAACUGAACACAUCUCAACAUUUUUAAAGAAAUCCCCUGAAAAAGCGAUUAGUGUUAGUGAAACUAGAGAGAAAACAAAACCAGCACGUUGUGAAGAUGCUGGUUGAUGUUUGAGUUUUAUUAUCCACAGUGAAAGUUUACCAACAUGGCCUGAAAGGAAGAGGAACCCACAUUUUUAGAGAUUUCAUGAUGAAAGUGAAACAGAAAUCUGUUGCCUUAAUGACCCUUGUUGUUACAUGUAGAGGGAAAUGCCAUCGGACCUGUGAAGGUCAGAGGUGGGAGCUUUGGGGUUUGGUGGGUGUUUUCCUACAUGACAAAGUGUUGCACUUCACAGACAGCGCUGAGGACGUGUGUGGGAACAAACCUGGUUCAGUUUCACCAACUGGGUCAGGAGGAACGGGUCCAACCACCAGCAGGCUGCUGGGAAGAAACCCAAAAUCCUGCAGUUGAAAAGUUGAGGAGAUGGAUGUGGAUUUCUGAGUUUAAUUAUCAGUGUUUUCAGAUUACUCUCCUUACGGCUUUUCCACAUUUCAGUUAAAAAUCAAAGCGUAUCAGGAUUUCUGUUCUAAUGUUUUAACCAAAUGAAAGCUGGAAGCAGAGGUGAUUUCAGUCAUACUUCAUGUUGGAUACUUUAAAUAAUUAAUGUUCACUUUCAGAAAUUGCGUCCACUUUUUACAUUUUUUUUAAUUCCAGUUUGUUUCUGUUUAGUUCCAGUAAAAUGAAACCCGUUGGUCUCUGUUGGUUUCUGCACUGGCACCCUUAAGACCUCCUGGGCUCGCUGCUCCUGGCAGGACUGCGUUUUGAUUUGUGUUUGGCUUACUUUGCCUGUAGGUCCGGGCCGUUACAGUUCGCACGAUGCUGAAGGUACGGAUCUGAUCCGCCGUCUGGGUGAAUGUCGUCGUCAGUAACCAUGAGUGUCUGGGUUUGGCUCUGCUGUGACAGAAAACCCGACUAACCUGAACAAACAAAUGGUUUAGAGGUGUUAGAAAGAGACAACAUUCAUGACGUGAUUACAGAGAAUGUUUGGUGAAAAGCUGAUAAAUGAAUGACUUUAUUUCACAGCGUGUGUGUGUGUGUCCUCUUCCUCCCAGCUCUGGAGAACUCGGACUCGGGCAUCGGCCUGUGCGGCUGGCUGCUGGUUGGACUCUCCCUCAUGCUGAUGCUGGUCACUCUCCCCUUCUCCAUAUGGAUGUGCAUUAAGAUAGUGAAGGAGUACGAGCGAGCCAUUAUCUUCCGCCUUGGGCGCAUUCUGAAAGGAGGAGCUAAAGGACCGGGGUUGUUCUUCAUCUUACCGUGCACCGACAACUUCAUCAACGUCGACAUGCGAACCAUCACCUUCGACAUCCCGCCGCAAGAGGUUCUGACCAAAGACUCGGUGACGGUGAGCGUUGACGGCGUGGUGUACUACCGGGUCCAGAACGCCACCCUGGCUGUGGCCAACAUCACCAACGCGGACGCCGCCACCCGGCUGCUGGCCCAGACCACCCUGAGGAACGUCCUGGGCACCAAGAACCUGGCGGAGAUCCUGUCCGACCGCGAGGAGAUCGCUCACAGCAUGCAGUCGACUCUGGACGACGCCACAGACGACUGGGGGAUCAAGGUGGAGCGCGUGGAGAUCAAGGACGUGAAGCUGCCUCUGCAGCUCCAGAGAGCCAUGGCGGCCGAGGCGGAGGCGAGCCGCGAGGCCAGAGCCAAGGUGAUCGCGGCGGAGGGUGAGAUGAACGCGUCGCGGGCCCUGAAGGAGGCGUCCCUGGUGAUCUCUGAGGCCCCGUCGGCUCUGCAGCUGCGCUACCUGCAGACCCUCAACACCAUCGCCGCCGAGAAGAACUCCACCAUCAUCUUCCCGCUGCCGAUGGACAUGAUGCACAGCCUGAUGAAGCGCUGAGGAAGAACGCCGCCCACACACACACAUGUUUGGGCAGCUAUCUUUGCGGGGACUUUCCAUUGACUUCCAUUCAUUUCUAACCCUAACCAAAACUCAAUUCACACCUUAGUCCUAAAUCUGACCUCUGACCCAAAAGCAGCGUGGCUUCGGUCCUCACAAGGCGCAGUGGGUCCCCACAACGUAGCAUAUGUCAGGAAAAUGGGCCCCACAAGGUAUUAGAAACAAACGUGCUCGCACACACACCCACACCCACACCCACACACUCCUAGUCUGUCCUUACAUUGUAACACAACUGUUUGUUUAGAUUCGCUGUCAGAUCUCUCCUGCCAACAUCUACACUAACUUUCUGAAGAAUCUGAAAUAAUGCAACAUUUAAUUUCCCUUUGGGAUCAAUAAAGUAUUUUAGAAUUUGAAUUUCCAACGCCGCCAUGACAACGUUUCACCACGCGAGUCACACAACUAUUAAAUCCAGUAUUUUAACUUUAAAAGGUCAAAACCAGAGUUCCCAGUAGAGAAAGCGCCACGUUAACUGGUGUUAAAAAACAAACUGGUGAUUCUUUGAUUCAUCACCUUCAGUGCCUUGCAAAACUCUUCACACCUCCUCUUCCUCAUCUGUUCCUCACAUCCACAAACCUCAGAGUUUUAUUAGGAUUUCAUUUAACACACUGUAAAAACACAAAAUAUUACCAAGUAUUUUUGGUUUCGUUUUUACAGUAAACAUCUUUGCACACUUGAAAUAAAACAAGAUUUUAUUCCCAUGUUAUAAGUGAAAUAAUCUGCCAGUGGAAGUAGAAGUUUUCAAUCAAUAUUGAGGAAUUAUUGACUUAGAAUAAGCUCAUAUAUCUGACUAACCUGUUAGUUAGUCUUGUCUUAUUUCAAGUGUACUUGAAAUAGAAACUAAAGUACUUGGUCUGAUUUUGAGUUUUGUAGUGUAAACUGGUGUUUAGUGAUGAAGCGGAAGACAACUGGAAGAUCUGAAAAGUGUGGCAUGCAUCUGUCUUCACCCUCUUCCAGGGUUGUUUAGCUUCAUCCAUUAACUCUGUAGAAAAUGACCCCACAGCAUGAUGCUGCCACCGCCGUCUGUUUACAGAUUACUUCAGAAGUUAAGUGACUACUGAAAAACGUAACUAACGGAUUUAGGAAGGGGAUUAAAUUUAGGGGAGAAUACAGAUGAAUGCCACACUUUUCAGAUUUCCCCCCCUUGCUGUUUAAGUGUAAAUAAACAACAUGGAGGACGGGCAGCAGCUCUCCAUGUUGAACCGCAUUUAUAUUCUGUAAAUUAUUAUUAUCCAUUUAUAAGACGAAACGUUUCCAGGCUUCAGGCUGGAUUCGGACGCCUGUACAUAGAUACUAAAAGCUUUCUAUCAACCCAGAGGACCUGAAGUAUUUAUACUCACUGAUAGACUAGAGACUCGUAUAAGCCAUUAAAACCCAGAGUAGAACAGUUCAUAUGUCAGUGGUGCCUUUCAUUUAACCUUCAGUUUUCAUACUUUUUACUAAAUCAGGGGCUACAAACCUUUCAGCCAGAAGCCUUAACUCACUGCCAACCUGUUGUUUUUAUUCUCCUUCCGUCUGCUCCGGAGAAUUUAUUUACAAUUUUAACAAACCAAACACGUGUUUACCUUUUAUAUUAACCUGUGACGUAUAACAUGCAUCCCUGUUUGCUCGACUGUUGGUAGUUUAUGCAUCCCGUAGGUUUAGCUGUUAUUUAUUACACGGAUCAGCCAUUACAUUAUGACCGCCUUCCUAAAGUAGCAGCUUCCAUUUUUCACAGAACACCACCAGGAUGCUUUAGUGGAUUGAUAAAACAUCCAUCUGAACUGAAAAGGUUUUCCUUUCAUUUGGUGUGAAUCCUGGGGGGAGUUAGGCCACGCCCACCAAAUGUUGGUGGAUUAGAAUCGAUCAUAGCCAUAGUUUGGUGCCAAACGUAUGACAACGGCGUGACGUCUGACUUCGCCUUGCUGCCA